Lactuca virosa is the source of this 573-nucleotide messenger RNA. The record is from the annotation of a GenBank genome assembly. NCBI's taxonomy places the organism in Eukaryota, Viridiplantae, Streptophyta, Magnoliopsida, Asterales, Asteraceae.
AUGGAAACAAAGAUGAAUGCUGAUCCAUGGGAAAAUCCGAGGUUCCAACUCUGGAGUGUAAGCAGUGAACCACCGAAAAACACACCAUUAGUAGAGUACGGGAAAGCAAAUGAUAAGAGAUUCACCAUUAGAGUUGUACAUGGCGGGUUUUUUACAGACUAUCCAGGUAAGUCAUAUCAAAAGACAAAAGUUAACUUUAUUUCUUUUGUCAACAUCGAUUUGCUCAACAUGGAGAUGCUUGGUCAUUUUUCCAAAAGCUUGGGGUAUACAACUAUGGGUAACUGGUAUCAUAUGCCAACCGAAGAAAACUGUGGGUUGUCAUUGAUUCCAAUUAUGAAUGAUGAUUGUUUGGGAACUUUCAAGAUGAUCGUUAGGGCACACCAAUUCCGAGAGAUUGAACAUUUAGAUGAGAAGCUUAUUCAUCUGUUUGUAACAGAACACUCAAUGGCAACAGUUGAUGAUGGAAUAGCAUACAUCAGGCAUAUGUUAAACAUGACCAUUCCAAGAGAAAAAAAGGAAGAUGUAAUGGACAUGGCCAAGGAGAAUGUGAUUGCAUGGAAAAACAUAGUGUAG